GGUUAUUUUUCUGUCCGUACUGUUGUUGACAGUGGCCUUUUAUUCACACAAGCGAUUCUUUAGUCCUAAUUGCGGGCCCUAAUGGAUGUGAGCCACCGGCGAGCUAAAUGCAUUACAAUACGGCGUUUCCGUCUCUUUUGUGCUCAGGGAGAUCCCCACGGGCACCGCUAAACACCCAUCGCACAGAAGCCGCUCCUGAAACGCCCAGGGGCCCCCGCCAACAUACAAUGACACUUGUUUGCACUGUGCAACUGGCGCAGAAGCAAAAAGUCAGAGUUCUAAGGCACGGCACUGCGCAUGCGCAGCUCGACGGGUAGGCAGUAGUUACCCCCUGGAUGAAGGAGAGUUGUCAGUGGGUCACUCGCAGUCUUUCAAUGCCAAUUCCUCACUAUGCACUGCUGUCCUGCUUGAGAUAUUGACAGCUGACUACGAGCAGUUGUUGCAGUGCUCUCUUAAAUAUUAACGAGCUGGACCUCCCAAAACUUUACUGGAAGUCGCAUGAUAUGGAUUAAUGUGGAAAAACUUCCUUGACUGGUAGGUAAAAAAAAAAAAAAAAAAAACAUUUCGUGAGAACACAUUGAAGAAUCGAGCGUAUGGAUUACAAGUGAAGUCAGUGUCGGUUGCUCCGUAUCUCAGGGGAAGACAUUUGAGAAGUGGCGACAUGAAGAUCCGGGAUUGAUGCAAAGUUUGUUUCUCACAGGAAUAUGGGAUAUUCUGAAUUUAUGCACAAAAAUCCAUCGGUUAUUGCGUUUUCAUAUGUGUCGUAUUUACAUUCAAUCCGAAACAAAGCUACUGGAAGUCUUGUGACGGCUGGGGUAAACAGUGGAUACUUGUCUGGAGCAAUUCUGCUGGAUCUAUUGAAUUAUCCUCGGAAUUUCUCUGCCCAAUGACAAUUCCAAAGUUGUUAGUUGGGCUCCUUUUCACCGCGUCUCCUCCUUUUAUUAGUUUCAUUUGCCGAGUCAUUAACUUAACUGGUCUAGACCAAAACCUGAAGUAUUUUCGUUGCACAGGUUUGUGAUAGGAUGCGGGGAUGCACGGGAUUCCCGGUGGCCGUCACGGUGGUAUUGACACUUUUGACCAUCAUUAACGUGAAGGCGAGUGGAGAGUAUUGUCACGGUUGGCAUGACUCUCAGGGCGCGUGGAGAGACGGGUUUCAGUGCCCGGAGCGCUUCGACAGCGCCGAGGCCAUCAUCUGCUGCGGGAAAUGUGAGCUCAGGUACUGCUGCUCCAGCACAGAAGCUCGGCUGGACCAGGGCACAUGUGAUAACGAUAAGCAGACACAAGACACCAACACUGGGAACAGGGACGACAAAAAUUCUGGGGCAGUACCCAUCUACGUGCCCUUCCUGAUCGUUGGCUCGGUCUUCGUGGCAUUCGUGCUGGUGGGCUCCGUUGUCGCCGUGUGCUGUUGCCGCUGUCUACGUCCCAAACAGGAGCCUACGUCAAGUGGUGGCUCAGGAGGAGGGUCCAGCAGCGCCCGUGUCCUCGAGACGAUUCCCAUGAUGGCCAGCACAGGUACGUCGCGAGGCUCGUCCUCCCGUCAAUCGAGCACGGCCACCUCCUCCAGCUCUUCGGCUCCUCCCGCCGCUCCCCGUCCUGCACCCGCCCCCAUGCUACGCGCCCAGGCCUCGUGCUGCCUGCCGCCAGACGCCAGCGUGUACGUGAACAUGCCCACCAACUUCUCAGUGCUAAACUGCCAGCAGGCCACUCAGAUUCUUCCUCACCAAGGCCAGUUCCUGCAUCCUCAGUACAUCGGUUUCGCCCACCCUGUUUCUCCGGCUCCAGCCUUCCUAGACCCCACUCAAGCGGGAUAUCGACCAUUGCAGUCUCCGUUCCCUCCGCCGACCAGCGUGGCUAGUGUGGCCAGUGUGACCGGCGAUCAGAAAUACCCUCCAAUUACCAUGUGAGUGCAAAUGGGACCAUCUUAGGAAGUAAGUUUGAAUUGAAGUCACAAGAAGAACACAGUGAAUCAGUACAGAGCACAAAAUGCCUGUUCAUUCGCACGAAAACACACUUGCGUCGUUGUACAACAACACAAAUGAGACUCUCAAACUGGUGCUUUAUAAAACACAAUGUUGUUUUCUGUGAUAUAAAGGACACAGAGCUUAAAAAAUGACUGGAUGUGUGUGUAACGUGCCUUGAAAAGUUACUAGCGGUGCCGUUGUAAAUGAAGCGUGUGUGUACAUAUGCGAUGUAUAUUUGUGUUGUAUAACCGUGCAUGUGCGCUCUGUACGUGACUGUAUAGGUGUGUUGGUUUAUGAGAUGCAGUAUGUGAAUAUGUGUGUGUAGUGCACUAUAUGUUGUGUAUAAUGGAAAUCACAGGUGCUGUAAUGUGAAAAACAGUCCUGGCUCCCUAUUGGAUGCUUAAAAUCUAAUGAAGUGAACACAGGACACAGACUGUGACGCUCCACCCACUGCAACACAUGCACACAGACACACUCACUUACAUUUUCACAUAUACACACUCACAUUCUGCAGAACCAAAGUCAUUUUCGCAUUGCCAAGGAACAGAAUAGAAAAUAUACAAAAAUAUAGGCCUGUGUUUGGGAAAGCGAUGUGCGAAUGUCAGUUACGCAGUAAAAACUGUCUGCCAACUGUU
This is a messenger RNA of Megalobrama amblycephala (Wuchang bream), 2599 nucleotides long. Its product is annotated as protein shisa-2. The record is from RefSeq and is a predicted model, not a curated record. The transcript is spliced from 2 exons. NCBI's taxonomy places the organism in Eukaryota, Metazoa, Chordata, Actinopteri, Cypriniformes, Xenocyprididae. Bases 1023 to 1907 code for a protein of 294 amino acids.